Indicator indicator is the source of this 1120-nucleotide messenger RNA. It is a transcript of the gene FKBP3, whose product is annotated as FKBP prolyl isomerase 3. The transcript is spliced from 7 exons. NCBI's taxonomy places the organism in Eukaryota, Metazoa, Chordata, Aves, Piciformes, Indicatoridae. The coding region runs from base 1 to 681 and encodes 226 amino acids. The record is from RefSeq and is a predicted model, not a curated record. Gene Ontology annotation, molecular function: peptidyl-prolyl cis-trans isomerase activity.
AUGGCGGCGGCCACAGCGGCUCCGGCGCAGCCUUGGAGUGCUGAGGAGCUAAGGAGUGAAGCGCUGCCCAAGAAGGAUAUCAUCAAAUUCCUUCAGGAGCAUGCUGCCCAGGCGUUUCUGGCCGAGCACAAGCUUCUGGGGCAGGUGAAGAAUGUGGCUAAGACGGCGAAUAAGGAGCAGCUGAUCGCGGCCUACACGCAGCUCUUCCACACGCAGAGAUUCAAGGGCACAGAUGGUGCAGAGAAGGCAGCAGACAAGGCAAAGCCUGUGAAGGCAGAGGAGGCCAAGGGCAAAGCAGUAAAGUCUGAGGAGGCAGUGGAUGAGGGGCCACCAAAGUACACAAAAUCCAUUUUAAAGAAGGGUGAUAAAACCAACUUCCCGAAGAAAGGAGACACUGUCCAUUGCUGGUAUACAGGAAAGCUACAGGAUGGAACAGUCUUCGAUACCAAUGUUCAGACAAGUGCAAAGAAGAAGAAAGCAGCCAAACCUUUAAGUUUCAAAGUUGGUGUAGGAAAAGUCAUCAGAGGUUGGGAUGAAGCCCUCCUCACUAUGAGCAAAGGAGAGAAAGCUCAGCUGGAGAUUGAACCUGAGUGGGCAUACGGCAAGAAAGGGCAGCCUGACGCCAAGAUUCCGCCCAAUGCAAAGCUCUUCUUUGAGGUAGAACUGGUGGAUAUUGAGUGAAAUCAAGUUUCCUCUGCUGCUGGGGAAUCCAUUUUAGGAUCAAGAAAGCUCCUGACAACGCAGUUCUGCUCUUGUAACUCCAGGAAAUAGUUACAACUGUGGCCUUGUCCCCAAACCCAGUCUGUUUGCCCUGCUCCCAGCUGCUGUACAGUGACACCACUAAAGAAACCUAGUUUGUACGUGCAUGUGAGUUCCUCUCUUGUGUCUCUGCUCACUGUCAAACUUCCUUCUCUUACUGUGGGGGAAACCUUGGAUAGAGAGCCCCAAGAAACCGCUGCAAGAAGCAGAUCCAUCAGGAAUGGCCAUGGCUGAUACACCUGUCCCUUGGUGUUGACUGAGAAGCAGGUACUGUGAGACCUAGUCUCAUGUCUUCAGCAGCACGCUUUAUCUUUAUCUUCUCUGUAAGAUAGCUAUUUCAGUUGAAAUAGCAGAAAAGGAA